Molecule: messenger RNA, 1503 nt
Organism: Hydatigera taeniaeformis
Lineage: Eukaryota; Metazoa; Platyhelminthes; Cestoda; Cyclophyllidea; Taeniidae
Source: the annotation of a GenBank genome assembly
AUGUGUGAGACGGAGAAGCAUUCUGAAAUCAAAAGCGGCCAAUUUAUGAUUAGCAAGCUGGACGACUCUGAUAGUGAGAAUGGAGAGUCGGAAUCACAUGAAGAAUUGGAGUCUUCAUCUUCAGAUCGAAAUUCUGGCAUUCCAGCGUUUGAUACGCUUCAGUCUCUUUUUAAGAGUCUCUCGCUUGCCUAUGUGGAGACCGUUACCAGUCCCAGGUGGAGUCAUUUCAGAGGUGCUGGCUUUGCCUUGAAGCAGAAGGUUCGCUUGAAUAAUAUUAUUUGGCGUGAAUAUCAUAUGCAAUAUGUUAAGCAACGGCUUCCUGUUAUUGUGAAAUUUCAAGUGCCCUCUCCUCAGACCUCAGGUAUAAAGAUUCAGUCUCCGGUUAUGGACGGAAAGUUAUGGGAUCGGCAUUGUGCCAAACUUUCAAGUGAAUAUCGCCGCUGGCGUACAUAUUACAUUAGUCAUCUCCGCACGAAAACUCCUAAUACCAGCCGCUCCGACAAACGUCGCUUAGAUUUUGAACUACUGGUGGACUUCCCCUCGAAGAUUCAAUACGUCGACGACAAAGAUAUUUUCAAUGAUGUCUCAAAUUUUUCUGGUGUUGGUAGUCCUCGCUUUAUUGAUGAAUUAAUGAAGGACUUUGAUGGUAGUCUGGACCUCUUCCUUGAUCAGCCCUUCCCCGAUCCCCGUGACGUGUCCAUGCUCGGUAACUCGGAUAUCAUGCAGCCAGCCCUGACUCAGCUGCAACCAAACUCGGAGAACUACCGUAGUGAUCUCAUUGCGGGUCUCCUUCAGCAACCAGCCAUGCCUACCAUCAUGGAAGAUGAGUAUGGAAACGCUAGCAACUAUCAGCCUUCCACCUAUGCUUCUCAGAAUCAUUUCUCCUUCCGUCAGUCCAACUCGCCGCAGGUCACUUCAAAGCCUACUUUUCGCGCCUACUCUCCUCCCCAACCUACGGUGCUUCGGGAAUCCGAGUACUGCUAUGGUUCUGCUGUCCGCAAACGGUUUCCAGCAUUACAACAACCACCGCCACCGCCACCGCCACCGCCACCAACCACCUUUGCUCCAAAGGCUCUCCGAUUUGUGGAUCAUAGGGAAGAAGCUUGCACCACGGGUAAAUCGAGGAAUAACCUGACUCUACUGAACGCAUUGCUACAGAAACCGGGGCCAGGAGUGCGAGAGCGGCACCAUUCAACCUCCUCCCCCUCCUCUCCGGAAACGACAUCGGUGGUGGCGGGUGGGACGACAAACUCGGUGCAUUUUAAAAGGCAGGUCAGUAUGUCUCCUGCCAAUGCUCUCAUUGUUGAUCUUUCCAAGGAGCAAAUGGCCUCACCCUCCCCGGGAGUGUACUUGGAUAAGAGUUUGACUGGAUUUUCCGACGCUACCCAUGUAAGUUCGCAUUCCUCCUUCACUAAAAUAACCUUCGUCAAAUGGCCCCAUGGAAAUCCUGAAAUUGUCAUUCUUUUAUUCUCGUCUUUGGCGAUGCAGAUGGGGUUCGAUUAG